AAAAAAUAUUACUAUGAACAAACGAAAAUGCAGAAUUUGUGGGUUGAAUGGUCAUAAUGCGCGAACAUGUGAAAAUAUUUCAGAAUCUGCUAGUUCUGAAAUAGAAGAGACUAGUGAUGCGGAAGAGACUAGUGAUGUGGAAGAGACUAGCAAUGUGGAAGAAACCAGUACUAAUAAGUGA
This is a messenger RNA of Dentiscutata erythropus, 181 nucleotides long. The record is from the annotation of a GenBank genome assembly. NCBI's taxonomy places the organism in Eukaryota, Fungi, Glomeromycota, Glomeromycetes, Diversisporales, Gigasporaceae.